AUGUCUCGUCCAGAAGAUUUGGCGCCGCCAGAGGUUUUUUACAAUGAUACCGAGUCUCAAAAGUAUACGUCUUCGACUAGAGUUCAACACAUUCAAGCCAAAAUGUCUUUACGGGCUUUGGAACUCUUGAACUUAUCAGACAUGUCCUUCGUACUCGAUAUAGGUUGUGGCUCAGGUCUCAGUGGGGAAAUUUUGAGCGAGGAAGGUCACAUUUGGUGCGGCGUGGAUAUUUCGCCCUCAAUGUUGGCCACAGGUCUCACCCGAGAACUUGACGGUGAUCUGAUGUUGCACGAUAUGGGCCAAGGCCUGCCGUUCAGAGCCGGUACUUUUGACGCGGCUAUGAGUAUCAGUGCCAUCCAGUGGCUGUGUAACGCAGACACUUCAUACAAUGAUCCUAAGAAACGUUUGAUGCGUUUUUUCAACACACUUUUCGCAUGUUUGAAGAAAGGCGGUAAAUUUGUGGCCCAAUUUUACCCAAAGAAUGACGAUCAGAUCCAGCAAAUCUUGGGCGCCGCAAAGGUGGCAGGGUUCAGUGGUGGUCUGGUAGUAGAUGAUCCAGAAUCCAAAAAGAACAAGAAGUAUUACCUGGUCUUAAGUUCUGGUUCUUCUAACGAGGACGAACAGGUCAAUCUGGAAGGUGUGACUAUGAACGCAGAUGAAAUGAUCAAGGUUCGUCGCGAUAGAAAGAAGCUCACGGAAUCUAACAAGAACUACAUUCAGCGUAAGAAGGAUCUCAUGCGCAAGAGAGGUAGAUCUGUGGCCAAGGACUCCAAGUUUACCGGCCGGAAGCGUAGAAGUCGGUUUUGA
Molecule: messenger RNA, 807 nt
Organism: Lachancea nothofagi CBS 11611
Lineage: Eukaryota; Fungi; Ascomycota; Saccharomycetes; Saccharomycetales; Saccharomycetaceae
Source: the annotation of a GenBank genome assembly